AUGGUGCAGCAGCUGCAGCAGAGCUGUGCGUCCUGCAAACCGGACGCCCCUCCUGAGAGCGGCGGCUCCCAGCCACGCCAUCAGCAGAACCUCAAGGUGUCCGGUCACCCUGCAGGUGGGGGGGUUCCUGGUGGAGGGCGUGUCUCCACACCUGAGCCGCGCUUCUGCUCACAAAGAGAAGCAGCAGCUGUCAUCUGCAGCCAGCGACUGUCCGACAUGGCCAAGAAGGCGUCCUCCAGAACCGCUCUGAAGAACCUGUUCUCCAGAACCGAGGCGGGUCCGGACGAGUCUGCGCAGAAGGAACAGGACAGGAGGAGGUUCAAGUUCCCAAAGCUGAAGAUAAGGUCGAAGAACGAGGCUGAGCGGCAGCAGGAGGUCAGGGCGGCAGAGUCCAGCGGUACCGCAGAGUCCAGCGGUACCGCAGAGUCCAGCGGUACCGCAGAGUCCAGCGGUACCGCAGAGUCCAGCGAGGCUGACAGGACCGUCUCUGUGAAGAAGUCUUCUUCUGUCCACACCACCGAGUCCAGAGCAAAGGCCAAAAAGUUGAGCUACUCUGAGUUGGACCUGAGGAAACCCAAACGUCUGGCUACGUUCUCCUUCGGCCUGAGGAAGAGGAGGAAGAGCGGCGAGGAGAACGUCUCACAGAGCACCUUUGGUCUUCACAGCGCCGAUGUCCAGCAGGAGAACCCGGGCUCCCGUUUGGAUCCGGAUCCGACCGGCUCCAACAUGCAGCUCAGUCUGUCUCAACCCGAGCUCGACACCAGCGGCACCUUCGACAUCCCGUCUCCUCCUCCUCUGUCUUCAAAUCGAUCUGAGGCGUACUUCUCCUUCCCUCUCGGAUCAUUCCUCAGCCCCAGGAACCGGCCAGAACCCGACCAGAACCUCUCCGAUGGCUGGCCCGAAGGAACGCCGAGCGCUCAGAGCGCCUCCAUCCAGGAGCUUCAGCUUCAAGAUCCUUCCUCCCAGGAGCCGGAGAACCUUCCUGCUCCUCCUGCUCCAACACAAACCGUUCCCAGCCUCCAGCGCCAGCAGGCGGAACCGGGUCUGGACCCAGACCUCCUGCAGAACUACGGCUCGGCUGCGUCAGCACACCCUCAGCCAGAGGAGGCGUCAGGAACCCCCCAGCUGCUCCUGAAGACCAGCAGCUCUGACAGGAACGUUCCCGAUGCUCCUCUGAGUCCAGAUUCAGGUCCUGAAGAACCUGAACAUCAGGUGACCUCUGGAACCCAAUCUGUGGUUCUGACCCGGGCUGCCGAGCCGAGGACCACGCCGUCCAGGCAGGACUCAGCUGAAGGUUCAGCUCCUGGAGAAGCUCUACGUCUCACUGGUUCUCUGGAUCCUGAACCGGACCCACGGACCGGUUCCGUCAGCAGCAACCGGAUCUCAGCUGAGAGUUCUGACCCUGAUUCUGUCUCCAUGAGCUCUGAACCGACCCGGGUUCCCACCAGCCAGGGUUCCCUCUUUGCUCCACGGCUCGGCUCUGAGGAACCUCCCUCCCAGAACCCAGAGAGAGGUUCUGCCUCCCAGACAGAACCGCCUGUGGUCCAGCCCCCCCUGCUGUCACGUGGCGCCGCCGCAGGUGAAGCCAAUCCCACCUGUGCUCCCUCGGCCCAGGUGUGCAGCUCCUCUCGGGUCCCGGUUCCGGACUCGGCGCACAGCGCAGGCCUUGUUCCGGACUCGGCUGCUUCUCGGGUUUCCGGAGCGUCUCCGGGGACGGGCUCUCGGGUUUCCUGCUCUAAACGCCGAGCGGUCCUGCUCAGACGGCCGUUCCCAGCCGAGUCCUCGCCCCAGGAUCACAGAAUGAACGGCCAGGAGGGGGAAACCCAAACGCAGAGUUCCCCAGAACCUCCAGAACCGGACCGAGCUCUGAGUCCGGCCUACCUGAGCCUGGGCUCGGACGAAGGCAGCACCUACUUCAGCGCUCAGGAGGACGAGCCGGAGAGCGGAGAGGAGGAGAUGCUGCCUGAGGGGGGGGGCGCCCAGCAGGGGGGGGCGGCUCACACCCGCACCCAGAAGACACCUGAGGGUCAAAGGUCAGAGGAUCCGCUGCUGCUCCACGGAAACUUCACGCUGGGACCAAAGCCAGAGGAGGAGGAAUCAGAGCCGGCACAGGUGAGAGGGGAGGGGCUGCUGGCAGCACCGGUUCAGCAGGUAAACGGGCCGCAGGAAUGCGACUCGGCCCCGCCCUCCUCUGAUCCGGCGGGGGAGGGAAAGCAGGCCAGAGACGUGGAGACGGAGGAGCAGAGCGCCCCGAGCCUGCAGGCAAAGUUUCCAGUUUCUGACACCAGGAGACCCGAAGAAACCGGAGAGCGGCGCCGGGUCGGAGCCGGAGGCCAGGAUGAGCGCGGCUCACGCACACCUGCCGCUGCUGCAGGACGCACACCUGACGCUGCUGCAGGACGCACACCUGACGCUGCCGCCGCCGCCUCCCGCACACCUGAGGGGGCGGGACCCGUGACUCAGGGCGCAGACGGACACGCUGCGACGCCACCACAGGUGUCAGAGCAGCCGUCAGCCACGGAACCGUGCACACCGCCUCCUCACCUGCACCCAGCCGAGGCCGCGGGUCAACGGGACCACAGCUUCCAGCAUUCAGGACCAGGACCAGAACCAGAACCGGAUGACAGGAUGAAUUCAGGCUUCAGCAGCCUGAGCACCACCCUGAAGAACUCCUCUCCUCCCAGGGAGGAGGAACCUAAAUCCCGUUUCCACAAAGUGUCGCUGGUUGCCACUGAAACCAGCAGCAGGACCGAGGAGCCCGACCCAGAAGCGGAGUACAAGUGGAAGAACCGUUUUCAGGGCCUGACCCAGUACAACUCCAGCAGGUCCCUCCUCCCGGACUCCUCCUCCUCCUCCUCCUCCUCCUCCUCCUCGGCUCCCAGCAGCCUGACGGACGGCUCUGUGUAUCUGAGCCCUGCUGGAGCUGGGGAGUGGAGGCGGAGCCUGCAGGAGGAGGAGGAGGAGCCAGCUGCUCCCGCAUGUGAAGAGGAGGAACGGCUGAAAGGAGAGACAGAGUGGAGAAGGUCUGAGUGGGAGCAGGAGCAGCACUCCGUGUCCUCCAGGAGCACCGACGACGACGACUCCCUCUUCACCGGAGUCUUCAGGGCCACCCUGGUGGAUCUGGUCUCUGAUCCUGCACCUGCCCUGCCUCCCCCCUGCUCCCCUGAAGCAGACUCCCCCUUAAACGACAUGGACAACCUGAUGGACACCCUGAAGAGCAUGGGGCCCUCUCAGAGGCCCAGGAGCACAGGCCCCCGCGCUGCCCCCCCUGCGCUGGUCUCCUCCCUGCCCCCCAUCAAGGAAGACCUGGUGAGCCCCAUCACCACCGACCUGGCCCCCUCCCUCAGCGCCCCCUCCCUCAGCACCCCCUCCCUCAGCACCCCCUCCCUCAGCACCCCCUCCCUCAGCACCCCCUCCCUCAGCGCCCCCUCCCUCACGCCCCCCUCCCUCAGCGCCCCCUCCCUCAGCGCCCCCUCCCAGGGGCCACAGGAGCCCCAGAAGCCGCUCUACGCGCUGCCGGCUGACCUGGGCCUCAACAAGAACCCCAUCAGGGACAAGAUGUCCCCGCUGGAGCUGAUGAAGAAGAGCCAGGAACCCGCCUCCUCUCUGGCUAACGGAACCGGGCCCCCUCCGUCUCCCUCCACCAGCUCUCGCCUCGACAGCAGCUUGCUCUUCAAAAACUACCGCUCCUCAUUCUCGGACCAGAAGCUGGAAAACGGGAGCGCCAACCGGCCCCUGGCCCGCGCCCUCUCCCUGCCGGAGACCGGGCCCUCAGCCAUGAGACUGAGUGAGCCUGGGGACGUGGGGCCCAGCAGGGACGCAAAGGGGUCCCGUCUGGAGCGUCUCUCCUUCCUCAUCAACUCCUCAUCGAGCUCCCAGAACGGAGCCGGGGACUCCAGCCCAGGGGCCCGGACCAGCUGGCUGUCCUCCCUGUCCCCCACCUCCAACGGCCCCACCAGCCUGGUCAGCCGCAGGGACCCCAUCGACCUGCAACGGCCCCUCACCGACUUGGAGCCGGGGGUCCUGCAGAGGAGCCUCAGCUGUGAGGGCCCGCCACAGAUGCCCCAGUUCAGAAGUGUCCUGGAUGGCCCCCAGUUCAGCGGCGUGCAGGGAGGCCCCCAGUUCAGCGGCGUGCAGGGAGGCCCCCAGUUCAGCGGCGUGCAGGGAGGCCCCCAGUUCAGCAGCGUGCAGGGAGGCCCCCAGUUCAGCGGCGUGCAGGGAGGCCCCCAGUUCAGCGGCGUGCAGGGAGGCCCCCAGUUCAGCAGCGUGCAGGGAGGCCCCCAGUUCAGCGGCGUGCAGGGAGGCCCCCAGUUCCAGAGCCAACGGGAUGAACCAGACUUUAGCCUGAUGUCCAAGUACCGAGCCUUCCCAGACGCCUAUCUGACUAAGGAGAAGGAACACGGGAAGCUCAACCCUCGUCCAGGAAAGAUGUUCAUCUUUGAUCGGCCGGGGAUGUGCGGUCAGAGGAUGGAGAUCCGCGGCGACGUCAUUGACGCCACCGCCUGGGAGCUGCAGGACACCAUCUCCAUCAGGGUGGUGAGAGGAGGGUGGGUUCUUUACGAGAAGCCCAACUUCAAAGGGGAGAAGAUCGCUCUAAAUGAGGGCGACAUCGAGCUCACCUGUCCCUUCAGCCCACCUGAGGAGCAGCUGCAGAACGGACACCAGGAGAACCAGGAGAACCAGGGGGACCAGGAGCAGGACGGUGAAACCACAGAGGAGAAGCCGAGCCGCAGGUUCAUCAUCGGCUCGGUGCGCAGAGCAGUCAGGGACUACAGCGUUCCAGAGAUCGCCCUCUUCCCGGAGGAGAACGCGGAGGGGAAGAAGGUGGUCUUCAGGGACACGUCUGAGGACGCCCGCAUCUUCGGCUUCCCCAUCAGGGCCAAGUCGGUCAUCGUGAACGCCGGGCUCUGGCUGGUGUUCUCGCAGCCGUUCUUCCAGGGCGCCCAGCGGAUCCUGGAGGUGGGGGGCUACACCAACCCUGCAGCCUGGGGGGUGGAGGAGCCCUACGUGGGCUCGCUGCAUCCGCUCAAAGUGGGAGAACCUCGGGUGGAGAACAUGAGGGAACCCAAGAUGGUGAUCUACGAGAAGCCGUACUUCACCGGCAAGUCCAGGACCAUCAGCUCCAACAUGAGGGACUUCAUGAGCCGCACCGACCGCCAGCAGAACCUCUUCAUGCCCAAGCUGGGUUCCCUGAAGGUCCUGGGAGGAAUCUGGGUGGGCUACGAGAAGGAGGGCUUCCUUGGACACCAGUACCUCCUGGAGGAGGGGGAGUACCACGACUGGAGGGUGUGGGGGGGCUGCGACUCCGAGCUGCGCUCCGUCAGGAUCAUCCGGGCGGACCUGACGGAGCCGAUGAUGGUGAUGUACGAGCAGCCCGAGGAGGAGGAGGGCGUGAUGGAGGAGAACACCUUCGAGGUGACUGAGGCCAUCCCUGACGUGGAGCUGUUCUCCUACAAGACCUCCACGCGCUCCAUCCACGUCCUGAGCGGAGCGUGGGUGGCCUACUCGCAUGUGGACUUCUCGGGGAACCAGUACAUCCUGGAGAAAGGCUUCUACAGCAACUGUGCCGACUGGGGCUCUCAGGACACCCGGGUCUGCUCGGUGCAGCCCAUCUUAGCGGCCCCGCCAGAGACCCCCGGCCCCAGAGACCAGAUCAUCCUGUACGCAGAGCCAGACUUCCAGGGCGAACGCCGCGUCUUCCACCACAGCCAGGCGGCGCUCUCUGACAAGUUCAUCACCAAGUCGUGUCGAGUGGUGGAGAGGAAG
Fundulus heteroclitus (mummichog) is the source of this 5766-nucleotide messenger RNA. Its product is annotated as beta/gamma crystallin domain-containing protein 2-like. The record is from RefSeq and is a predicted model, not a curated record. Lineage: Eukaryota; Metazoa; Chordata; Actinopteri; Cyprinodontiformes; Fundulidae.